UGCAGUCAAAUGCAGACGACACAAAUAACUCUAACAACACACUGAGGAGCAGGAGCGACGGAGACUGCAAAUGUCCAGGGAACUCAUGAGCCACUGGAUGGAUGCAUGUCUGCCUCUUCUGCUGGAUUCUUCUGAAAGAUGAGAGCAGAGGGUGACAGGAGACGCACGUUGAAGAAAGACGUCGUCCAUGGAGAUGGUGGGACAUUGAGAUUCUGCUCUUGAGCUGUUAUUUUAUGACUGGCAUGGAAGCAAAAAUCCAGACUAAAGAAAAAGCGAAAUCCUGCAGCAGAGCUCACUGAAGACGUGAAGAAAGGUUGUGGUUUCUGAGGUCUACGCCAUUACUCAUCUGACCUGCAACUUCACCAGAACAGAGCCAUGGACGUUUCUAUAGAAGGGGUUCAGGACCCCGUGGUGAGUAAAACUUUGGAUCAGUUUAAGACCACCCUUCAUGCAGCUGUGAGGGAGAUCCAUGUGGACAUAAGUGCCUUCAAGCAACGCAUAGAGCAGACCAUCGAGGAACGUUGUCUCGCAAAUAGAACCUUGAUAGAGACGGUGACCCGUCUGGAGGAGGAGAACCUUCAGCUGAGGACAAAGCUGGAUGCCCUCGGCCGUCUGGUAGAAGGUCUAGCAGGUGUAAAGGUGGGGAGCAGUUCUGCUGAGGUCGGAUGCAAAGGUGGGCAGGAGAUUGUGGAGAAUGGACAUGUCCAGACAGCGGCCAGGGGACAGGAGGACAAGAACCGCACUUUGCUGAACUCUGGGAGAUCAGAAGAAAGCUUGUCCAGUCUGUCCACCUACUCUGAAGUAUCCAGUGGAGGCUCGACCCUCGCUGCUGCGGCUCCCAGAACCACCUCAGCUCCUCCAUGGAGAGCAAAGAGACUUGACAUCAACGGCGUUGACGACACGGGAGAGAAGAAAGUCCCUGUAGGUGGUCAGGAGAAAGAAAGGUCACCAGUGGACUGUGAUGCAGGACAAGCGAGUGAAGACGUUUGUCCCCAGUCUCAUCUGCCUCUCACUGCCAUCACAAAACCCAAUCCAGAACCGGCAACCAUCACUCAGUCCCACACCCUGGAAUCUCACAAAGCACUUGACGAGAAAGAAUCAGGUCUUCUGAGCAAACCUCACCUCCCUCUCACUGCAGUCAAAAUGGUCACUGCUGAAGCUUCAACCCAUCUUCAGACUCAAGCUGCUGUUCCCAAAGUCAGCAAAGAAACUCCAGCCAAGCCACUGGCUCCCUCUGCUGAUGUAGCUGAACCUCAGCCUCAUCUCCCCGUCACUGCCAUGGCGUCCAAACUCAGUUCUGAAGUUCUUCCUUCUGCCAGACCUGCUCCGUCUGCUGCUUUACAUCUGAGAGGAGCUGAGACUCUGACAGUGGAAACAGCUGUUUCUGGAGCUAAAGAUCAGAGGAGUCAGAUCAUUCCGGACUACUCAGGGUCUGGAUCUCAUGCUCUGUCACAUUUUUCUCUGACUGCUGUGACAAAAACCAGCUCUGACUCUGUUUUGCCCAAACCUGACCCCAGUCCUGCUUCAGCACUGAAUCCUGCUCUUACAGACCCUCCUGCAGUAAAGCGAGGAGAUUAUCCAUUCAGACGUGACGCUGCUGAAUCAAAGCCUCACUUGCCGCUCUCUGCUGUCGCCAAACCCAACACAGAGUCAUCUUCAUCAUCAAUAUCAUCAUCAUCAUCACUGUCAUCUGCUACAACAGUUCAAUCUGUGAUUCUAUCAGCAUCACAGGAGUCCUCUGUCAAACCUGGGGAAUAUCCCUUUAAACGGGUGCCUGUUCUGAAAACACCCAGUCCCAGUCUGAAGAGAAGUGUGAGCUUCCCCCAGUCUGCAGAAAAGCUGCUUCCAUCCAAAUCCAUCAUUAAGUCUGGUUUCUCACCAAAUCUGGAAAAGAAAGCGAACAAACCAGCGGCUGUUGAAUUUAAACAGGACAUUAAGAAAUCCCAGACUCUUACAGGCUCCAGUGGAGCUCAGGCCAAGCGGGCUCUGUUUGAGCGGAUGAACUCGGAGCCCAUCAAGCCUAAAGAUUCAAAACCUAAACUGAAACGCUCCCAGAGUUUUGGAGUGUCUAGCGCCAGUGGCAUAAAGCAAAUUCUGUUGGAGUGGUGUCGUUCCAAAACCAUUGGCUAUCAGAACAUUGACAUCCAGAACUUCUCAUCCUGCUGGAGUGAUGGUAUGGCCUUCUGUGCUCUGGUUCACUCCUUCUUCCCUCUGGAGUUUGACUACAACACAUUGGACCCUGCAAACCGCAAACACAACCUUUCACUGGCCUUCACCACUGCAGAGGAGCAGGCUGACUGUCUGCGUCUGAUCGAGGUGGAAGACAUGUUGGAUAUGGGGGACAAGCCGGACCCUAUGUGUGUCUUUACAUAUGUCCAAUCUCUGUACAAUCAUCUGAAGAAGUUUGAAUGACUCUGUAUCAGAGUAGAUGUUAUUUUUUUUUAACCACAGAAUGUUGUGAACAUGGUGAAAAUAUGCCUGACAAAAAGAGGCUAAAGUGAACAUUUACAAACUGCUGAUUGUUAAAGGGUGGUGUCUAUUAGUGUUUUUGUGUGAUUUUUAACAGGUCAAACACAGUAAGAAAAUAAAAAAAAGAAAAUAGUUUGCAGCAUAUGCCAAGUCUGACUC
Molecule: messenger RNA, 2628 nt
Organism: Cynoglossus semilaevis (tongue sole)
Lineage: Eukaryota; Metazoa; Chordata; Actinopteri; Pleuronectiformes; Cynoglossidae
Product: smoothelin-like protein 2
Exons: 15
Coding region: 376-2412 (678 amino acids)
Molecular function (GO): protein binding
Source: RefSeq, a predicted model, not a curated record